CUGCCACUCAUGGUGGCAUAGUUCAAACCAUAGGAAGAUGGUCGACAGUGAAGAGUUCUCUUGAUGCUAAUUCAUUUGUGGGAGUAAAUAGUGUGGUUAAGUAUGAUGAAGAUGAUGUUCAGACCGUUCACAAAGCCUUAAGAGGUUAUGACUCCAGAGCUUCAACAACAUGAAGACUGUUUUUGUACUUUACUGCCUCCUAUUUGGUAAGUAUUUAAAUAACUUACACAUCAUUUAACAGAACUCAAAGAUGCUUAAUAAGUGUUGUUGGGUGAUGUAUUUCGGCAGCUACAUGGAGAGUGGGAGCAGAUAUCACUGCUGAGGGAUUUGAAACCGGACAAGUCUCGUUCCAGUGUUCACACAGAUUUGCACAGAGAAAUAAUAAAUACCUCUGUGAGAACUCCUGCACAAGAAAUGAAGACGUUCUUCUUACUGUAAAACCUGGGGAACGAGUGGGGUCCGAGAGGAUAACUCUGGAAGACUGGGGUGAUGGGGUCUUCACUGUGACCUUCAGUCAACUUCGGCUGACAGACUCAGGGACAUACUGGUGUGGAGUGAAUAGGCCUGGUGCUGAUACGUUUACUAAGGUGCAUCUUAUUGUAAAAGAAGGUAGGUGGUUUAUUUUAUGCUCCCACUCACUUCUUUUCUUUCAUUUAUCAAAACACAUUUUUUCAUCAGUGUAAAGAGGAACCAUGUGUGUAGUUCUUGUGCUGGUCUUUAGUAGAAUUCAGAGGCAGAGGUCACUAUAGCAGUGUGUUUCCAUCAGUGUUGUGGUUAAUUUGACUGCAGUGAUCUAUCAUGUAUGUGUGUUGAGGAAAACUGGUUGAUUUGGCCUCCAAGAGUUGAGUCCAAGAAAUAAAAACAGUGACCGGGAAGAUGUCUAUAAUGUGUUUCACAAAUCUGUAACUUCCACAGAUUUCCCCCUUGAAAAUCAACCUACUCAAACAUUUAAAGGUUGGCAAGGCUAGACUCAAUAUCAAGUUAAUAAAGGUUAAAGAUAGUGGCACAAAUGUAUGUAUCACUGACAUUUUGUCCCUCUCUGGCUCAAAAGCAUACCUAUAAACAUCAGUUUUAUCUCACAACAGGAAACCUCUGGACCAAACUGAAUUGUUCCUCUUCUGCCUUGCGAGUGUCUCACUUUUCAUUUCCCUUUUCUUCAUGACAUUUACUCUCAUCCUUGAACUGCGGACCUAUAAACCUGCUUCACUGUUCCCAUUUUUUAGUGACCUGUCUUUCUAUCAAAGCUGCUUGAAGGUCAUUUGACCAAAAUAAAUUGCAUACUGCCUGUAAUUCUCUGCACAUAAAUCCUAUUUUCCUGCCUGCACUACAAUUACACUUGUACUAAAAAAAAGGAGUUAAAACAAGCCCCACCUUUAAUUUCUAAUACAAAAAAGUCCUGCUUGCACUUUAACGCAUCUGCAUUAGCAAUCUAAUGCUAUUUAUGACCAUAUUUUGGCAAAACAAGUAUUUAAAUUCACUUUAAUGCCACUGCAGGACUUUUAUGUGAAACUAAAUAUACUUUAAUGAAUAAUGAUGCUUCUUUAUGAGCUAUAGAAGUAAACCAGACAUAAAGCUAAAAGACAGUAUUUGUAUAAAAUAAUAAAUAAUGAUUGUAACUUAUGAAAAAGGGUAAGUGAAACAAGACAAACCAUGGCAAGCUAUGGUUUGACUGAGUUGAUUCAUUUGAAGCUUAAAGGUCAAAAAGGAUUGGUCAGAAAUGUAGGACGAAAAAAGAAAAAAAAGAAAAAAAAAAGGGGGGGGGGGGUGCUUAAUGGUGAAUUUACACAUCUAGUGGAUCUGAACUGAUCUUAUGCUUCUGCUCCCUAUCAUACAGGCAUUGUCAAUGCAACAGCGUUUAUCACACCUAGACCUUUCCCUUCAUGGACAUAUCAGAAUAUGUCCAGUGUAACACAACAAACACCUGAAGUUAAAACCAGCUGGCCCACAACAGGUAUGGACACAAAUGUCACAAUGCUCUUAUUCUUACAAUUUUUGAACAAACUAACAGUAAUCAUUUACUUUAUAUUGUAGCAUCAAACUUCACCAAUGGGAGAGAGCAGAGCAACAGCAUAGGUGAGUUUAAGUGUGUGGAGUUUGUGCAUAAUUACCAGAUAAAACAACUGUGGAAUUAUUAAGUCAUCUUUAUGUUUUGGAUCAGGCACUACACUGUACAUUACAGUCGGCGCUGUUAUUGGUUUUACCAUUAUCCUCGUGGCUGCGUGGUUCAGGAAACGCAGAGACAGCUCAAAACCACAACUACAAGUUUGCACCGAAAGCACAGAUCUCGUCAGUGCAAGUAAAAGAGAGGUAUGAGACAGAAACCAGGGUUCAGUAAACCAGGAAGUCAUCUCACAGAGACACAGAAGGGUCGUCUUGAUGGUGAUUUAUUCAGGCUGACAACAUCCAAGUUUAUUUUCUGUGUUCCAGAGACGCAUAAAUGGGGUUCUUCCUGAUUUCUACAAGUUGUUAUUUCUCUUUUUUUCUGUAAUCAGUGAGGUCCUGUGUCCACAACCCUUUUUUUUUGUGUGCCUGCAGAGGCCGUAACCUCAAUCAUAGUGUGUUUCUCAGUAGUGCUUACUGUAGCUGGGCUAAAAAUUUUUUCCUUCAGCUCCCACUUCUAUGUAGUAGUGAUGAUAGAGCCUGUUUUUUAAUGCUUUGUGUGCUCCACAUUUUAUCAGUUGUUUCAUAUAAAAUAACUGAUAAAUCAAUCUAGUCAUAGCACUAGCUGUAUUUCUGACCUGGAAAUUGUGUCUUGAAAUACGGAGUAUAACUAGUUUCUCCCCCUUUGUGGACCCCUGCUGUUUUUGACCAAAAUGGUAUCAGAAAUCCCAUCCCUUCUUGUUUUUUGUUAAAUUAACUCUUAUUUCAACAACUACGUCAUUCUCCAUCAUGACCAUAAAUUAAUCUGAGCAUGUUUGAAAUGUCAUCAUUUUAUCAGUGCUGACAAACUUUCACUAACCAAAUUUAGACACUAACUAUUUUUGUUUAAAUGUUGACUUAUAUCUGUCACUUUGUACAAAUUCAAUGGUGUGAAUGCUUUACUCAGCUGAAUAAAUAGAUGGUGAAAAUCAGUUUGAAGUACAUGUCCUGAUUAUUUUUCCUUGUUAUUUUUUAACAGAUGGACUGUGAGCAUCGUAGUGAUAGUGAGGCGAUACAAUCAAAGAGAAAAGUAUCCACUGAUCUCUCUUUUACUCACAAACCAGCGCAGGAUCCACCAACAGCUGAGCUCACAGCAGUAAAGUGCAGCGAUCCCCUUCAUAUCUAUGAAAACAUCAGCUUCAAAAAUGCUGCAGAUUCAACACACUCAACUGUGAAUUUUGGAGAGGAACAUGUCGACAGCUCUGGGGUCUACAUUGACCUUUUGCCAUUCACAGACAAUGAAAAUGCAGAUGAUGGCUGUCUUGACAGAAACACAAAUAAAACUAUGGCAACCAGAAAUGAAACAAAGAAAUCUGUAAAGAAGAGCUGUAAAAGCAAAGUCUCAACUUGUGACUCCUCAGAAACAAGGCCCACAUCUCUCUGGUUUGGUUUGGAUUUAUCAGGAACAAUUUGACUCACUCUCAAAGGAGUGGAAAGACUGAUUGGGACAUUUGGGGACGACUGGACUGUAUGACCAACCUUUUUUUUUUUUUUAUUGCUAAUAGAUGUGUGUUUUCUAUACAGGUGUUACUUCAAGGGUCGUAAUGUUCCAUGAUUGUAUGUUGUACUUUGUGUUUUCUAUGGUCUGGUUGUGUCUGGCGUGUGUGUGGUGUGGGUGUGACGACAUUGUUGCCUAUCUUUCAUGUAAAUUAGGCGUGCCAUUGCAUGCUCCUGAUUGGCUGUGGACAGGUGGUGGGCUGCUGCAGAGCUGGACUAUCAAUUUAAGGAGGGAAAGUGACGUCACUAUGGCUUGGGGGGAAACCCGUGACCUCAAAGUCCCAGUCAUGUCACCUUCGUGUGGAGAGCUCAGAUGCUUUUGGUUAGUUGUUAGUUUUCUCAGUUAUUGUUACUUAUCUUCAUUGCACUCAGAGGAGGUGACCAUUCUUUGUUGUCCUAUAAUCAUUUUUUUUUUCUUUUUUUUUUUGUAAAAAAAAGUUGUUCCAUUGUUUAAACCUUGAAAGUUUUUAUGUGGUUAUUUAAGAGGUGAGUGAAAUGGGUCCACUUUCAUGUUGUGUCCUAGCCACCCCUUACAUCACAACAACAAGGAUUUUCCGGGAAUGUACUUUUUCAUGUCUUUGGAUUGAUUCACAUGCACGAUGUGUCUGUGUGUCUGCAGUGACACAAUAAAAGGACAUUUUUUAGCUAACUACAUUACAGUGGGUGUAGAACUUUUGACAACUAAUAUUAUGCUUUCCCAUCAAAAUGUCAAAGUUUUACCAAUUAGUAUUUAUAAUCAACAACCACUAUCCAGUGCGGUGUGUGUGUGUGUGUGUGUGUGUGUGUGUGUGUGUGUGUGUGUGUGCAUAGAUGGAAACAUUGAUAAAAGAUAUUUAUUAUUAUUAUUAUUAUUAUUAUUAUUAUUAUUAUUAUUAUUAGUAGUAGUAGUAGUAGUAGUAUUAUUGUUAUUAGUAUUAUUAUUAUUAUGUUAAAAUUAAUAUGGAGGCCCAAAAGCUGGUUGUGGAUACAUGAGGUCAGGUUUGUAGAAAAUGAAUGAGAGGUGAUCAGACAGAGAGGGCGUCUGUUGCAGGGUUUCAGUUCAUGCUGCCUGACUUUUCCAUAGAGAUGUGUUCCAGUAAUAAAGUUUCUUAUUGAGUGAUAGUUGUCUGUGUUUCAUCUCCCAGUUCAUGAGGAUAGUUUCCUUGGGAAUAGUUAUGGUGAUGAGUAAAGUUUUAUUAAUUGAUCCAUUUACUGUAAUUGUUUAAGUGUCAUCAUGGAAACAGAGUAUGGGGCAAAGGGGGAUGCAGCAGCCCAUGAGGGUUGAAUUGGAGUGCAGUGCCAGAUUGCAUGGCUGUUAGUGUCGAGGGUAUUUUGAGUGUAAUUCAUGCAGAUUAUUGAGGUAAAACCCAUUUUAAACAUUUUCUGCCCAGUGAGGUGCGUUCUCUGAAGUAUCUUGUACUGUAUUAGUUGCAAAUUAGCUUUAUUUGACAUCCAGCCCAUAAUUUUGGAGAUUGGGUUUCUGAAAUUGGCAUCAGGAGCAAUGGGCAGGUCAUGUUCCCAUUUUAUUGUUAGAAAAGAAAGAGCAUUGUCAGAGUUUAUUAUUCUAUAGAUUUCGGAGAGGAGUUUUUUUUUUUUUGUUUUUUUUUUGAGCUGAUAUUAAUAAAAUCUGAUGAAGGGAGAUCAUAGAUGCUGGUGGUGGUAAGGUUACAUGUGGUUUAAAUUGAUGAUUCAAGGCGUAGAUGUUUCAGGGAUCGAAUGCUCCUGGUGCUGUAUUCCUGGACCAGAUGGGAGAAUAGGACGAGUGUGUUAUUCUGAAAAAUAGUGUGUGAUUUCUUUUUCUGACCAUAAAUGGAAGGGGAAUGGUUCUUGGUCACCCAUUAAAUUACAUUCUUGAACUGUUUUUUCUUUGCAUGACUCUUUUUUUUAAGACAAAGCUGCUGAAAUCUUAAACACUUAAAUCGUAGCCUCAUCAGUUUUCAUGUAUUGAUUUGCAUUUUAUCACAUUUGAGUCUUCUAUCAAGAAAAGAUCCUUGAUCUGCUUUUUUUAAUUACUAGAGCUAUCACAGAAUUAGCAUUAAUAAUAUCACAAAAAUGUUCUUGUUUCUUGUCUUCAUGUCCACUGUAUUCAACCAGAGAAAAUUUUUUUUACACAUGUGAUCAAAAUGUCUUUUCAACAUUUUUUUUUACACAAUGUGGUUGAUCAGGUGAAAAUAAGCGUGUGUGGUUUCAAACUUUUUUGUGGAUUAAGUUAUUUAAUCUUGUGUUUCUGGUCAGUUAAAGCGUGAAAAUGCUACCAGCAGUUACAGACUGAUGCAGUAUAUCAAAGGUGGUGAUUCUGGUGCCUCCUGGUGGUCAUAUCAGUAUGAGACAAACACUUGUAACGCUGAGCAUGGAUGCACCUCACUAAAUGAAACUCUCUGCUCAUAAUGUCCUUACAUUUACUCCUUGGCUUUUGAUACAUUGUAGUGUCAUUUUUUAUUUUUUUUAUCAUCUUAGCACUUGCCGUGAGCCUGCUUAUUUAUAUACUUGUUUAUUCUUUUGCAUGAAUGUAUUUCUGCUCACUUUAUCUUUUUCUUUGAUUGUUUUAUUUGUUUUUAUGUGUCAUUGUUCGGCACUUUGGCUACCCUUGUGGUUCUUUUAAAUGUGCUAUAGAAAUAAAGUUGAUUGAUUGAUUGAUUUA
This is a messenger RNA of Xyrichtys novacula (pearly razorfish), 6256 nucleotides long. The record is from the annotation of a GenBank genome assembly. NCBI's taxonomy places the organism in Eukaryota, Metazoa, Chordata, Actinopteri, Labriformes, Labridae.